Molecule: messenger RNA, 408 nt
Organism: Pongo pygmaeus (Bornean orangutan)
Lineage: Eukaryota; Metazoa; Chordata; Mammalia; Primates; Hominidae
Product: elongin-C-like
Exons: 2
Coding region: 61-408 (115 amino acids)
Biological process (GO): ubiquitin-dependent protein catabolic process
Source: RefSeq, a predicted model, not a curated record
GGGCUGACGAGAAACUACUGAAGUUCCUGGGGAAGCAAAGUAGAAUUUCAUAAGAACAAAAUGGAUGGAGAGAAGAAAACCUACGGUGGCUGUGAAGGCCCUGAUGCCGUGUAUGUCAAAUUGAUAUCAUCUGAUGGCUAUGAAUUUAUUGUAAAAAAACAACAUGCAUUAACAUCAGGCAAGAUAAAAGCCAUGUUGAGUGGCCCAGGUCAAUUUGCUGACAACGAAUCUGAUGAGGUCCAUUUUAGAGAGAUCCCUUCACAUGUGCUAUCAAAAGUAUAUGCAUUAUGCAUGUAUUUUAUGUACAAGGUUCGCUACACUAACAGCUCCACCAAGAUUCCCGAAUUCCCAGUUGCACCUGAAAUUGCACUAGAACUGCUGAUGGCUGAAAACUUCCUAGAUUGUUAA